CCUUCAGACGCGCGCUGAGGUCAACAUGAGAAGUUUGGCGCUUUUCAUUUUAGGUUUCUGUCCUUUCGCGGCGCAAGGCCGACACCCCACCUGUCACUUUCUCCUGGAGCUGGAGCGCGACCGGGCGGACUGCGGGACCCGACUGAAGGAGCAGGACGGGGCAGGAGAGACAGGUGAGGCCAUCUGCCGAGGCGUGUGGGACAGUGUGGCCUGCUGGGACAGAGCAGAAGUGGGACAGACUGUGGUGAUUCCCUGUCCUCGGGCACUCAGGACAUUCUUCAGCAGAAAUGGGAACAUCAGCCGGAGGUGCACGUCAGAGGGAUGGUCCGAGGUGUUCCCAAACAUCUCGGCUGUAUGUGGAGUGGACACCAGUCAGGACCAGCUGCUAUUCUACGUGUUGGUGCAAGCUUUGUACACUGUGGGCCACAGCCUGUCCCUCCUCGCGCUGACCACCGGGAGCGCCAUCCUCUGCCUCUGCAGGAGGCUGCACUGCACCAGGAACUCCAUCCACCUGAACCUGUUCCUUAGCUUCAUCUUCAGAGCUGUGGCUGUGCUUCUCAAAGACCAGGUGCUCUUCAGCAGGGAUGUCCAGUGCUCUCCACAUGGCUCUCUGGUGGGCUGCAGGGCCAGUCUGGUGAUCCUCCAAUAUUUUGUCAUGGCUAACUUCUCGUGGCUGCUAGUGGAGGGACUGUACCUUCACACGCUGCUCCUGGUCAUCUUCUCAGAUAACCGACACCUUCGGGCCUACUUGUUCAUCGGCUGGGGAGCUCCCUGUGUGCUGGUGUGUGUGUGGGCUCUGUCCAGACUCUACCUGGAGGACACUGGGUGCUGGGAGACCAACGACCACCCCAUCCCCCACUGGCUCAUCAACGGCCCCAUCAGCUUGUCCGUCCUGGUGAACUUCUUCCUCUUCAUCAGGAUUGUGCGUGUGCUGAUGCAGAAGCUCCGAGGUGCAGACAUUGGAGGACAUGACCAAUCUCAGUACAGGAGACUGGCCAAGUCCACCCUCCUCCUCAUCCCUCUGUUUGGAGUUCACUACAUUGUCUUUGUGUCUCUGAGCGAGUCAGUGGCCGAGAGGUCCAAGAUCUUCUUUGACCUGGCCCUUGGGUCUUUCCAGGGUUUGGUGGUGGCCAUCUUGUACUGCUUCCUUAACUCUGAGGUCCAGAUGGAGCUGAGGAGGACCUGGAGGAGCCUCUGUCUGAACUGUGCCCUGACCAGAGACCUGCCCCUGACCCACACUGUGUUCAGAACCACCUCUGGACACAUGGUCCACCUCCAGCACGACCAGCGCACCCAGUGUGAGAGUACCCCACUGUGACCCAAAGAGUGCCCUACUGUGACCCCUGAGAGUACCCCAAUGCAACCCCACUGUGACCCAGAGAGUACUCCACGGUGAUCCCACUGUGACCCAGAGAGUACUGCAAUGUGACCCAGAGAGUACCCUAAUGUGUUCCUGUUAGAACCCUGCUGUGACCCAGAGAGUAAAACGAUCUCACUGUGAGCCCGUUCGGACCCAGAGAGUACCCCAAUGUAACCUUGAUCGUGCCUCUCUGUGACUCCAGAAGAACCUCG
This is a messenger RNA of Periophthalmus magnuspinnatus, 1572 nucleotides long. RefSeq names its product vasoactive intestinal polypeptide receptor 2-like. The record is from RefSeq and is a predicted model, not a curated record. The transcript has 13 exons. Gene Ontology annotation, molecular function: vasoactive intestinal polypeptide receptor activity; peptide hormone binding; G protein-coupled peptide receptor activity. NCBI's taxonomy places the organism in Eukaryota, Metazoa, Chordata, Actinopteri, Gobiiformes, Gobiidae. Gene Ontology annotation, biological process: cell surface receptor signaling pathway; adenylate cyclase-modulating G protein-coupled receptor signaling pathway. The coding region runs from base 26 to 1318 and encodes 430 amino acids. Gene Ontology annotation, cellular component: plasma membrane.